AUGGAGGUCGAUCUCAUCAUUGAGAAUGCCACAGUGGUCACGGCAUCUGAUGUCCACGCACGGCAAGAUAUUGUGGUCCGCGACGGCAAAAUCCUAGCCGUAGGCCAGAACCUCAAAUCUCUUUUUUCAGCCAAGACAGUGAUUGAUGCUCAACAUGGCUUCGUCAUGCCGGGCGGCGUGGAUUCCCAUGUACACCUUGACCAGGACAACUCUCCAACAGGAGACAACUUUGAGACCGGCACUCGAUCAGCAAUUGCGGGUGGCACCACAACUAUCAUCGCAUUCGCUACCCAGGAACGCACCCACCAGUCUCUUCACCCAGUCGUAGAGGACUACCACUCACGCUCCAGGGGAAAGUCAUACUGCGACUACGGCAUCCACAUCAUCCUCACAAACCCAACCCCAACUAUCCUCCGCGAUGAGCUUCCAUUCUUUGUUAGCGAGGGCAUAACCUCUGUGAAGCUCUACAUGACCUACGAACCCCUGCAACUGAAAGACGGCGAAAUCUUAGACGUCAUGAUGGCCACCAGGAACCUGGGCAUGACAACCAUGGUCCACGCCGAAAACAGCGACAUGAUAACCUGGAUCACGGCCCGGCUUGCAGAGCAGAAACUCACGGCGCCAUACUACCACGCCAUCAGCCGGCCCAAUAUCGCUGAGGAUGAGGCGACGUACCGCAUCAUCGCCCUCGCCGAGCUCUCUGAUAUCCCCAUCCUCAUCGUCCACAUGUCUUCCAAGACCUCCACCGCGCACGUCAGGAGUGCGCAGACGCGGCUUCUGCCCAUUCACGCAGAGACGUGCCCCCAUUACCUCUAUCUCACAGCCGACGCCCUGAAGCCGUCUCAUCCGGCUACUGAUGGCUUCUCCGGCGCCAAGCACAUUUGCAGUCCGCCGCUACGUGAGGACCGCAUGGACUUGGAUGCCAUGUGGGCCGGUAUCGCCAACGGGACAUUUACGACGUUCAGUUCGGACCACGCGCCGAGUAAAUACGACCAUCCUGAAGGCAAGAAGGCGGGCCUGGGCAAGGAAGAUGGUUCCAUGCGGUAUGACCAGGUCCCGAAUGGGCUUCCCGGUAUUGAGACGCGAAUGCCCUUGCUGUUUGAGGGCGGUGUGCUGUCGGGUAGAGUGACGCCGCAAAAGUUUGUUGAGGUCACGGCGACGAACCCCGCAAAGCUCUAUGGGUUGGGAGAGACCAAGGGUGCGAUCGCCGCCGGGUAUGAUGCUGACUUUGUCGUUUGGUACCCUACGGCUGAGCAGGUUACUGCCAACGGCGGGACGGGCUCUGCAAAGAUAGAGCCGUUCGUCUUGGAGAAUUCGAUGUUACAUCAUGAUAUCGACUACUCUCCUUUCGAGGGGAUGAAGUUUCACAACUGGCCGCGCUUCACCAUCCUGCGAGGCAAGGUGAUUUGGGACCGCGAUGGCAGCGGUAUCGUUAGCGAUAUGGGAUACGGGAACUUCUUGCGACGCGGUAAGAGCACGUUGAGCAAGCCGAGGAAUCAGUGGGUGAAUGAGUUUCAGCCAUUGCCGAUGAAAUGA
Molecule: messenger RNA, 1536 nt
Organism: Colletotrichum phormii
Lineage: Eukaryota; Fungi; Ascomycota; Sordariomycetes; Glomerellales; Glomerellaceae
Product: dihydropyrimidinase
Exons: 3
Coding region: 1-1536 (511 amino acids)
Cellular component (GO): cytoplasm
Molecular function (GO): hydrolase activity, acting on carbon-nitrogen (but not peptide) bonds
Source: RefSeq, a predicted model, not a curated record